Molecule: messenger RNA, 2997 nt
Organism: Cyprinodon variegatus (sheepshead minnow)
Lineage: Eukaryota; Metazoa; Chordata; Actinopteri; Cyprinodontiformes; Cyprinodontidae
Product: gastrula zinc finger protein XlCGF57.1-like
Exons: 3
Coding region: 95-1843 (582 amino acids)
Biological process (GO): regulation of transcription by RNA polymerase II
Molecular function (GO): RNA polymerase II cis-regulatory region sequence-specific DNA binding; DNA-binding transcription factor activity
Source: RefSeq, a predicted model, not a curated record
UUCUGCAGAAAGAAAACAAAGGUGCUAACAGGGUUAGCAUCAUUUUAACAGCCCGUUGGUGUGAGGAUCUAGUCCAGAAAUCUGCGCAGCAACAAUGUGUUCAGUUCAGCCUCUGAGGGAGUUUAUCAGACAGAGACUAACUGCUGCUGCUGAAGAAAUCUUCUCAGAGGUGGAAAAAACCAUCAUCCAGUACGAGGAGGAGAUCGACCGUCAGAGACUGCUGGACAUCAGCUGGAGACCCCGGAUCAGCUCACAGAGAGCAGAUGUCCCACAGCUUUAUGUCUCUACUGGGACCAUCCUGACUGACCAGCAGCCCUGUAACCCAGUGGAACCAGAAUCUAAGAGGUUAAAGGUGGAGCUGGAUGAAACAGAGGCUUUGGGAAUCAAGGAAGAACAGGAGGAACCAGAACCUCUUCAACUGAAGGAAGAAAGCAGCGAACUGGGCUUCAAUCAGGACGAAGCUCAGCCGAAUCCUGUUAAUGAGAAAAUGGGCCACAAUCAACUAGAACCAAACAAGGAGCGGCUCCUCUUUCAGAACUCUGCUGAAGACCUCCCAAAGCAAUAUAUCUGUAAGGAGGAGGAAGUCCAGGUUGAUCCACAGCUCUGUAACCAGAAGGGGACCUGGUGCUUGAAGCAGGAAGAAAUAGAACCUGUGCAGAUCACAGAAAAAUGCACUGAACUUUGCAUCAGUCAGGACAAAGAGCAGCUGGUGCUAAAAGGGGAGACAUAUGGAUUUAAGAUGAGCCCAUUUUCUGAAACUGAACCGAACACAGACCUCAAGCAGGAGACUGAUCAUUUUAUGAUGAGUCCUGUUUCUCAUGAUAAAGACCAAAGAGAACCAGACCCAAACAUGGACCAGGAACUUGCUAUCACUAAGCACCAUAUUCAGAAGGACAAGACUGUCAGUGACUCAGCCUCAAGCACAAAUAAAGCGUUAGAGAAAAGCAAGAGUGGAAAAACAAAUCUAACUGAGGUUAAAAGAAUUGACAAAGAUAAUAAUCUGCUAUCUUGUAAAAUAUGUGGGAAAACAUUCACUCAGCGGUAUUUGAUUGUGCACAUGAGAACACACACAGGUGAGAAACCUUUUAAGUGUUCUACUUGUGGAAAAAGGUUCAUUCAACAAAGUCAUCUGAUAAAACAUUUUAGAAUUCACAGCGGCGAGAAACCUUACGCAUGUAACACCUGUGGUAAAAGUUUUAGCAUAAGCUGUGCUUUAAUUAGCCAUAUGAGAAGUCACACAGGCGAGAAGCCUUUCUCAUGUCAGAUCUGUGGACAGAGUUUUUCUUACAGAACAAGUCUUAAAGUUCACUUAAGAAAACACACAGGAGAGAAACCGUUUGUGUGUCAGAUGUGUAGAAAGAGUUUUGUUAAGAAAGGUACCCUGCUAGAACACAUACGAACGCACACAGGGGAAAAGCCUUACUCCUGUCAGAUAUGUGGGAAAAGCUGCAGUUUAAAAGGAAAUUUGAAGCUUCAUAUGAGGAUUCACACAGGUGAAAAACCUUUUUCAUGUGUGACCUGCGAAAAAAGCUUUGCAGUAAAAAGUCAAUUAACUCGUCAUAUGAGAAUUCACACAGGCGAGAAACCUUUUUCAUGUGUGACCUGUGGAAAAAGCUUUGCAGUGAAAAGCCAAUUAACUCGUCACGUGAAAAUUCACACAGGUGAGAAACCUUUUUCAUGUCAGACUUGUGGUAAGGGUUUUACUAAAAACCUGUAUUUAAUUUCCCACAUGAGAAGUCACACUGGUGAGAAACCUUUUUCAUGUCAGGCGUGUGGGAAGGGUUUUACCAAGAAUCUUUAUUUAAUUACCCACAUGAAAAUUCAUACAGGUGAGACAAGUUAACUGUUUUACUUUCUCAUUGAUCGCAUUACUUGAGAACCUAGUCCUUUUCAGCAACUUUCAAAAGUCAAGCACAAAGCUCAAACCAAGAAUCUUUAUAGUAGAUUGAACGACAAACUCCUAAAGCCAACACCACUACCCUGCUAAAUAUUUUCUGGAUUUGAAUUCUACUCAAUACUAAUAUUACAACCAAAUCCAAUGGCUUGGUCAGUGUCUGACUGAUAUAUUGGUUAAUAUAUAACUAAAAUUGUUCUAACCAACUAGACUGGUUGUUUUUCCAACAGAUCUAUUCUUAGUGUCUCUAAACUCUUUGCAAACUCUAUCCAAAUAUUCAACUGACUGCAGCUCUCCUAAAAACACCCACAUCUUCACUGAAUAGUGAAGCUGUUUAAAAGCAUGUCAAACUUUGCAAGACUGUAGUGAGGCUUCAGUCAUCACCUAUUUUGGCUCCUCCCUUACAUGAACAAGUCUUGAUAUGCACUUCACGGAAAUGCUUCCCCACUACUCGACACACGCCUCGGCUCAUCUCAUAACAUCACUACUUUCAGGACACACCUACUAUUAAGGACUCUUUUGUUUUCUUGGGUGCUCCAUGUAAAACUCAUAUUUACCAACUCAGGCCUCUUUGACCUGUGGACUGUCUGGAGGCCACAUAGCAGAGACCUACUUAUUGUUCAAACUGUUGUCAAGGUACUUUCUUUUUUUUUUUAAGUAUAGCAUGUUUGCAACCAAAGAGAUAGCUUGGACCAUUCCAUCCACUUCUUUCUUUUUGAGUUUUACAGGAAAAAGUAAAAAAGAAAAUGAAAAACUAUGGCAGUUGUAGGUCUGUUAUAACUGGACUGGACAGCAGCAGAAAGAUAUAUCUUAGGUUGAGGCUAUGUAAUAAGUUUAUGAUUAGUAUUGUGAGUUUCUUGUGCUUUUAUAUCCAACAUAAUUCAUAGCAUGUUGUUAACCAACAAAAUAAAGUUUGAGACAUGUCAGCAUGGAGCACACCUGCUUACAGACACAACUGACAGAUGUGCAGUGACAGAUCUCCAGAACCACCAUCCGAUCCUCCCUCAUUCCUGUCCUGACUCUCCUGGACAUUUCCUGUAAUGUGUGAUGUGCCAAUGCUAUAAAUGGUAAAUGGCCUGUACUUAUAUAGCGCUUUUUUAAGU